This is a messenger RNA of Carassius auratus (goldfish), 7836 nucleotides long. RefSeq names its product ATP-binding cassette sub-family A member 5-like. Gene Ontology annotation, biological process: lipid transport; transmembrane transport. Gene Ontology annotation, molecular function: ABC-type transporter activity; ATP binding; lipid carrier activity. Gene Ontology annotation, cellular component: intracellular membrane-bounded organelle; membrane. The record is from RefSeq and is a predicted model, not a curated record. The transcript is spliced from 39 exons. Lineage: Eukaryota; Metazoa; Chordata; Actinopteri; Cypriniformes; Cyprinidae. Bases 159 to 5180 code for a protein of 1673 amino acids.
UCUGCGCUGAUUGGUUGAAGAACUGGUCGGUCCAGCUGAUGGCAGAGGCGCAAGUAGUGUUGAUAACGCCGUCCUGGAUUUCUUCCCUAUUUAUUUGUUAAAGGAUAUUUAUUUGGAAAGGAUACAGCGAAUUUGGAGGAAAGGAAAGACAUGUCUUAAUGUAUUUCAUACCUGUGUCUGAUCCAUGUGCCAGUCAGCUGAAGCAUGCUGGAAGAAUGCAGCCCAUAACCAAAAGAGAUGCCGGAGUCUGGCAUCAGACGAGAAGCCUGCUAUACAAAAACCUGCUGAUCAAAUGGAGGACCAAACAACAGAGUCUCCAGGAGCUGAUCUUGCCUUUGCUGCUCCUGGGCCUCCUCAUCCUAAUUAGCACCCUCAACCCUCAUGUCUCAUACGGCAGUAUCAGCACUAAGGAGCUGGAGUACGAACGGGACCUGUCAAUCAAAGGUCUUGGCUACACCCCUAUCAACAAUGUCACCAAUCACAUCAUGGAAGAGGUGGCACGGGAACUGUCUAUGAAUGAGCGAUUAGAGAUGUUCUCCACCGAGAAAGAUUUGGAGAAUGCCAGUCUCUAUGAACCUGAUGGAUUUGUAGGAGUGGUCUUCUUGGACCAAUUGUCGUACCGUCUGCGAUUCCCAUACAACCAGCUCCCUCUGCCUAGUGACUUCACUGAAUCCAUAACAAGCUGUUACACAAACUAUGUCAACUGUCGGGCUGCCAACUACUGGUAUUCUGGAUUCAUACGUCUGCAGUCUCUCAUUGAUGCUGCCAUUAUACAGAUGAAGACCAAACGUCCGGUGUGGAAUGAAUUAAAAGUGCGUGCAGUGAUGAUGGGGCAUCCAGGUUCGGUGGAGGUCCAGAAGUUCCCUCACGCACUAAUCUCCAUAUACCUAGUGUUGGCGUUUACACCCUUUGUCUCCUUCCUCAUUGUCAAUGUGGCAGCUGAAAAAGAGCAACGCUUGAAAGACACCAUGGGCAUGAUGGGAUUGUAUGACUCUGCCUUUUGGCUUUCAUGGGGCCUUCUCUAUGCUGCACUAGUGACAACCAUGUCCAUUCUCAUGGCUGUUAUAGCAACCUGCACACCCCUGUUCUCCAACAGCAACUUCUUUGUCAUCUUCCUUCUCAUUUUCCUCUAUGGAAUAUCCUCUAUUUUCUUCUCCUUCAUGUUGACCCCUUUGUUUAAGAAGCCCAAGUUUGCAAGUACAGUUGGCUCUAUGUUGACAGUGGUGUUCGGAUGCCUGUCUCUUUUCACUGUGCUGAUGAGAGAUUUCCCACAGUCAGCUGUGUGGCUCCUCUGCCUUCUGUCUCCCAGCGCUUUCUCUAUUGGCAUCGCCCAGGUGGUGUAUCUGGAAGCUCAAGGGGACGGUGCAGUGUUUUCCUCUCUGGGCAAUGGUCCUCACGCCCUCUAUGUUCCUAUGGUCAUGCUGUUCUUGGACUGCAUUCUCUAUCUGCUUUUAGCCAUGUACCUGGACCAAGUCUUACCAGGCGAGUUUGGCACAAGGCGCUCAGUGCUGUACUUCCUACAGCCAUCCUAUUGGUCAAAGCGGAGGAAGCGUUAUGUGGAGGUGAGCUCUGUGUACGAGGGCGAGGUGAACGGAACCCCUGUGAAUGAUGAAUCUGUGGAGGCGAUUUCUUCUGAGUUUAGAGGAAAAGAGGUUAUCAGGAUCUGCAAUAUCCGUAAGAUCUACAGCGAGAAAGACACCAAAGUGGAAGCUUUGCGAGGUUUGACUUUUGACAUCUAUGAGGGUCAGAUCACUGCCCUGCUGGGUCACAGUGGAGCAGGAAAAUCCACACUCAUGAACAUCCUGUGUGGCAUCUGCCCCCCUACAGAAGGCACUGCAACCAUCUAUGGCACUCCUGUGGCAGAGAUAGCGGAGGGGGCCGAGAUGAAACAGCUGGUUGGUAUAUGUCCCCAGUUCAACAUCAUCUUUGAUGUGCUCACUGUAGAGGAACACCUGAGGAUCUUCGCUGCCAUCAAAGGGAUCCUGCCCUCUGAUAUUGACAGUGAGGUGAGAAAAGUUCUAAGGGAUCUGGAUUUAGAAAAGAUUAUGGACGCUCAGGCAAAGAACCUGAGUGGAGGUCAAAAGAGGAAGCUCUCUGUGGGCAUAGCAAUUCUCGGAGACCCAAAGAUCCUCCUUCUGGAUGAGCCAACAGCUGGUAUGGACCCAGUGUCUCGGCACCAGGUCUGGUCCUUACUGAAGAGCCGUAAAGCAGGCAGAGUCACUGUACUCAGUACUCAUUACAUGGACGAGGCAGAUAUACUUGCGGAUCGUAAAGCUGUCAUCUCUCAAGGACAACUGAAAUGUGUUGGUUCCUCUUUGUACCUGAAGACCAAGUGUGGGGUUGGCUACCAUCUUAGAAUGUCUGUAACUGAAGGCUGUGAAGUGGAGAACAUCACAUCACUGGUCAAGCAGCAUGUUCCCAAGGCUCAGUUGUCAAGGCAGCAAGAGGCUGAGCUUACAUUCACAUUGCCUUUCGAGAGCAUGGACACUUUCCCAGGGCUGUUUGCAGAGUUAGACUGUCGACCUGACCUGGGUAUCAUUAACUACGGUGUCUCCAUGACAACGUUAGAGGAUGUAUUCUUGCGUCUGGAGGCAGAGGCAGAGGUGGAUCAGACUGACUACAGUGUGUUUAACCAAGAAAAGCUGGAAGAGGAGGGAGACGUGUCCUCUAUGGAUGAGACAGACCAGCGGCUGCUGACGUUUUCAGACAGCAGGCAGGAUGCAGUAACCGGACGUGCCCUCUGGAGGCAGCAGUUUAGCACGGUGGCUUGGCUGCACAUGCUCAACCUACAGAGAGAGAGAAAACCUUUUAUUUACAAUUUGACACUGUUCCUGGUUUUCUUGUCUGCAAUGCUGAUUCUGUCCGUGGCCACGGGAAACAUUCAGAUUCAUUCUCCUGAAAGACUGUUUUCACCUAUAUACCUGCUGCACCGCAACGAGGCUCCUCGCAAAUACACCACCAGCCUGCUCGUGCAAAACUCCACCGAUUCUGACCUGUCAGGGUUCAUCCAAAAUCUGGCGUCUCAGGACAUUAAAGUGGAAAUGAUGAAAAAACCGGACUACAUGUCUGCUGCACCUGUCAGCGCCGCCAUCAACGUGACCGGAUCCAGUAAAGAUUUUAGCUACAUUUUAGCUUUUAACAGUACCACGGUGCACUCCUUGCCCAUGGUUGUCAAUGUGCUCAGUAACGCUCUCCUGAGGGGUUUUAACGGCACCGGAAACAUUAAAACAUGGACUAAACCCUUCGACUAUCAAAUCCCUGAUAAGACGUCCUAUGCACUGGUUUACAUUGAGGCUGUAAUUCUUGGGAUGCUGGCUGCAGGGAUGCCAGCCUAUUUUGCAAUGGACCACACAAGAGACAAAGAGUUGAAGUGUCGCUCGACCCUGAGGAUCUCUGGUCUUGUUCCUUCAGCGUACUGGUGCGGUCAGGCAGCUAUUGAUGUCCCUUUCUAUUAUCUUAUCUUAAUCUGUAUGACCAGCACCCUGUUUGCCUUCCAUUCUACAAACCUGCUAACCUUUUACAAUACCUUGUCUGUGGCUCUGUGUCUGAUUGGCUUCGCUCCAGCCAUGGUUCUCUUCACAUACUGCGUAUCCUUCAUGUUUGUCAAAGUCCAGAGCAAUAGGGACUUCUUCUCAGUGGUCUCCAUGAUGUUGUGUGUGGUUUCUGCAUCAAUAGUCCAGAUGGCCCUUGUGAAUGAGAGUCCUGUUGUGGCUCGUAUCCUACACAAUGCACUGUGUUUCUUCAGUCCACUCUACCCUCUUAUGGGCUGCCUUAACUGCAUUACCAUGGUCACCUUCCUUCAGUCUCCUCAUGAAGACGAUUUCCCAUGGAAGAACCUCUUCAUCUCUGUUGUGUCUCCGUAUAUCCAGUGUAUUCUGAUGCUCUUCAUCCUGAGAUGGCUUGAGAUAAGAUAUGGAGGGAAGACGAUGAAGAAUGACCAGAUCUGCAGGAUUUCCUCCCAAGCAAAGAGCAAUGCUCAGCGAAACCCAGAGGAGAGCAUGAGUGAGGAUGAGGAUGUUCAGGUGGAGAGAGCUCAAGUGAAGGAGGCGCUAACUUGUCAGUGCUGUGAGGAGAAACCAGUGGUAGUGGUGAGUAAUCUCAGGAAACAGUACAAAGGCAAGAGGGAGGGCUUCUCACUCAGCAAGAGAAGAAAUGUGGCCACUAAGAACAUCUCCUUUUGUGUUCGCAAAGGUGAGGUUUUGGGUCUGCUGGGACCAAAUGGAGCAGGAAAGAGCACUAUCAUGCACAUGCUGUCUGGAGACACUGAACCCACUGCUGGACAGAUUCUGAUGGGAGAUUAUGGCACAGACUUCCAACCAGUGGAAAACCCCUUGGAGCAUGUAGGGUACUGUCCUCAGGUGAACCCUCUGUGGCCUAGAAUCACUCUACAGGAGCACCUGGAGAUCUAUGCUGCUAUCAAGGGGUUACAUCAGCGUGAUAUCCCAAACAUCAUCAAGCGUGUUGUGAGUGCUCUAGAGCUGAAGGAUCAUCUUUACAAACAGGCAAAAAACUUGUCUGCAGGUCUAAAGAGGAAGCUGUGCUUUGCACUAAGCAUGCUGGGAAAUCCUCAGAUAGUUCUGUUGGAUGAACCAUCUUCAGGAAUGGAUCCCAAAUCAAAACAGCGCAUGUGGAGGGCGAUCCGUGCUGCCUUUAAGAACAAACAGCGAGGAGCCCUUUUGACAACCCACUACAUGGAAGAGGCGGAGGCUGUGUGUGACCGUGUGGCCAUCAUGGUUUCUGGUCAACUAAGAUGUAUUGGCUCAAUACAGCACCUGAAGGGGAAGUUUGGGAGAGGCUACAGCUUAGAGAUUAAUCUCAGGGAGGAGCUCACAGGUCUCCAGCAGGUAGCACUGUUGCACAAAGAGAUACUGAAGAUAUUUCCUCACGCUGUUCGUCAAGACAGUUUUGCCACUCUGAUGGUGUAUAAAAUCCCAAUGGAAGAUGUGAAGUCACUAGCAAAGUCUUUUGCCCAGUUAGAAAAUGCAAAACAAAACUUUAACUUUGAAGAGUACAACUUCUCCCAGUCAACUCUUGAACAAGUUUUCAUGGAGUUCGCUAAAGAGCAAGAGAAUGAAGAGGAGGAGGUCGGAUCACUUAGCACGACUUUUCAAUGGCAGAGACUGAGACAAGAUGGCCCUGUAUCCAUUCAUCACGCUGACAGCAUAGUACACCAGCUAUGAGCCAAUCCUGUCCAGCUUUCCCUGAAGCGUUGUUCCCUUAUUUUUCCCUCCGUCUCUCUCUAUCAGUCUGCAUGUGCCGUCCUUUGCCUUAAGAGCCUUAAACUGAUGGGACUCACAGGACAAUAGACUGUGGAUACUCCAGUGACCACUAGCACACAUACAGGACACAUGUGUGCAUGUGUGGGCUGUGAAACUCGCUUUGGCUCUGGUACUGGCACUUGCUUAGAUGGAAUCUGACAUGUGACUUGAGUGUCAGCAGUUAAAGCCGAGCAAGACUUGGCAGUUCUCUUUGUUGUUGUCAUUUUUGUUUUUAAUGAAGACAUUUUAUUUUUAAAUUCCACUCUCUGUAAUUUCUUAUAUCUUCCAUUCACCUGAUGUAUAUCAAACACAACGUUCUGUUGUUUCCAUAUACACGAUGUCGGUCACUAGGAAAUGAAUUGCAUGGAGCAGGUUCCACAUUAUUACCAAAGUCUCACUCACAUCGACACCGAAACAGUGCUCUUUGGUGUCUGUAGCAUGGGAUAUAAACUUGCGUCUCUGUGUGUAUGGCUAUCUGACGUUAUUAUCUGUUUGUGUUGUGGUAGGGUACGUUUCCAGACAGGAGAAUCUCAUUAUUAACACUGGCAGCAUUAACACUGAGAUUUACCAGCAUGUAUGGGGCUGCUCUCGUUUCUUGUAACCCUUUUUUAGGGCAGAGUGGCCCUGCCGGUGCAUGAAGCCUCUUCUGUCUCUGCUGCACCCGGGAGAUCCACAAGUCUCCUUUCUUAAACACCAGCACGUGUUUCAGGCUUUCACACAGAGCUCUCCAAAGAAAAACAGGGCUAAGCACUCACAGUGAGUCAGCAAGUGGGUUAUCAAGAUGAUGAAGAACUUCCCUCUGUCAUCCCUUUCUUUAGGAGCAGUUUUAAAUGUUUAGAAUCGGUAGCUUAAGAAUGUAGUUCUCUCAAUCCACACCGAACCAUAUCGCACUCCAGAUUAGUCGCAUACUGCUGAGUAAGGUCUUUUAUUUGAUCGUUUUUUGUUAACAGAAGUAAUGAUACUGUAGGAACCGUGAGUCUUGAAUGUACAGUGGGUGAAGUUUUAUAGUAAAUCAUUGAUGUGGGUUUAAUGUAUCUAGUGUAAGUCUUCGGUUUUGGGAGCCAGAAUGACUUAAUGUUGGUUGGUUCUCAUUCAAGAGGGUCCAUCUUUUUGUACCUUUUAGAAUAUUUUUGUUUAAAUGGAAAAAUUAUUAAAUGAUCGCUUUUCUUUUUGUUUGCUAAUAAUAUGUAAUACUAAAAUUUAUUCUCUGUGUGGCACAUUGGAGAAUGCCUUUCAAGAGUAAAAAAAACAAUUCUAACCUAAAGGAACAGUAUUGUUUUAUUAAUUUUUAAGCUUUAAUGGGUAAUACUUUAAAACAAGGUUCUGUACAUUUAGUUAAUGCAACAGCUAAUGACAAUUGAUAACAGCAUUUCAUUAAUCCCACUUUAUUAUUCCCCGUGUUUAUUUUUCUUAAAAUUGUUCAUAUUUUUAAAAGCAUUUUGGUUUUGUUGAUUUAUGUUAUGAACAAAACUUGUAUUAAUUAAUGCUAACUAAUUAAACAUCAUUGUAAAGUUAGUAUUACCAAUUAAUGUUAUUCUUAAUUUGCGUCAGUGAGCUGCCCUUCUCAUUUCUCUUCAAAUAGGUUGAAAUAUUGAAGCUAAUACACAUGUAUUCUACUCUCAACAGGAAGUGUUUUCAUUUCACAACUCUACAAACAUGCUUUUCCACUUGGUGCGUUUUUGUCCAGUAGAUGUUUCUUUAUUCUUCUCUGAGCGAUGACUAUGCUGAACCGUGCAUUGGUAUUAGGAACUCUGCCCCAUGUGCUGGUUCUCUUGUUGGUAGAACCUCUAAAAGAUGUUUGCUAGGUGUUUCAUGGGUACUCUUGUAGAUGGGUUUUAUUUUUCCGUUUAUACUCCGUUGAAAAUUGUGUACAUUUGGACCUUUAACCCUAGCUGAAUGUGAAAGGUUGUGUAUAUAGUGUUGUUUGGAGCAGUCCUCAAAAAUUGUAAUCCGUGCCAGGUUGGCAUGUUAUUGUGGACUACAUUUUUUUAUUUUUUGGCUUCAUCUUACAAAGUUUGAUUUCCAGUUGGUCAAACACUUGGAUGGUCUUAUUUUUAGAGGCACACAAAUCAACCUCUGUAGCAUCUAAAGUACUGAAAAGAUUUAAAGGAAUAAAAAGAUGUCAUUGUAAUCGAGAAAUUAUGGUUGACAUGCACAGCAGACACAGUGAAUUUGUUAAGGGAUUUAAUUGUAAUUUUUGCACAUAUUUAACCUGUAAUGUAUUACAUUUUCUGUAACAUUUACACUGACCAGUUUAGUCUUUGCUGGACUGGGAUGGAAUGGGAUGAUUAUAUUGAACACUAUCUAACAUCUAUUUAACCAAGACCUUUAUUUCCUCCAAAGUGCAAUAUAUGAAUACUUGUGCGUGUGAGUAUUUAUUGCAUUAUGUAGACCGUGUCAUUGCAAACUGCAAUAUUACUGUUGUCUCGUGUGAACUCAAAUGUGUCUUGCAGUACAAUGUAGCCACAAAUAUGUAAUCUUUUAGAACGCUUUGCACUCUCUUCCCCUAGUGCACAUUUACUGGCCUUUGUAUGCAAAAAUUCUGUUGGAAAAUAAAUUGUGUUCAGGAUGUUGUUAA